UAACUUACUCAAAGUCUUCAAGUUCAGUUUAUUUAAAAGGAGAGUAACCUCAAGAAGGUUCUAUCUAUGGUUUAUGGCUAUCUCCAGCCAUGGGCCUUUGGAGCAUACUUUGUUUUUUAAUCUUCCUGGGAAAAAGUUGGGGACAGGAACAAACGUAUGUCAUUUCAGCACCAAAAGUAUUACGUGUUGGAGCAUCUGAAAAUAUUGUAAUUCAAGUUUAUGGAUACACUGAAGCCUUUGAUGCAACAAUCUCUAUUAAAAGUUAUCCUGAUAAAACAUUUAGUUAUUCUUCAGCGUAUGUUACUUUAUCCACAGAAAAUAAAUUCCAAAACUCUGCAAUCUUAACAAUACAACCCAAACAGUUGUCUGGAGGACAAAACCCAGUUUCACAUGUGUAUUUGGAUGUUUUAUCAAAACACUUUUCAAAAUCAAAAAAAAUACCAAUAACCUAUGACAAUGGAUUUCUCUUCAUUCACACAGACAAACCUGUUUACACUCCAGACCAGUCAGUAAAGGUUAGAGUUUAUUCACUGAAUGAUGACUUGAAGCCAGCCAAAAGAGAAACUGUCUUAACUUUUAUAGAUCCCGAAGGAUCAGAAGUUGACAUUGUAGAAGAAAAUGAUUAUACUGGAAUUAUCUCUUUUCCUGACUUCAAGAUUCCAUCAAGUCCUAAAUAUGGUGUGUGGACAAUUCAAGCUAAAUAUAAAGAGGACUUUUCAACAACUGGAACCGCAUAUUUUGAAAUUAAAGAAUAUGUGUUGCCUCAUUUUUCUGUCAUAAUAGAACCAGAAAAUAGUUUCAUUGGCUAUAAGAACUUUAAUAAUUUUGGAAUUACUAUAAAAGCAAGAUAUUUUUAUAAUAAAGUCGUCACUGAGGCUGAAGUUUAUGUCACUUUUGGAAUAAGAGAAGACUUAAAAGAGAAUCAAAAAGAAAUGAUGCAAAAAGCAAUACAAAGCACAAUGUUGAUAAAUGGAAUUGCUCAAGUCACAUUUAACUCUGAAACGGCAAUUAAAGAGCUGUCCUAUGACAGCCUAGAAGACAUAAACAACAAGUACCUUUAUAUUGGCGUAACGGUCAUAGAGUCUACAGGUGGAUUUUCUGAAGAGGCGGAAAUCCCUGGCAUCAAAUAUAUCCUCUCUCCCUACAAAGUGAAUUUGGUUGCUACUCCUCUUUUCUUGAAGCCUGGGAUUCCAUUUUCUGUCAAGGUACAGGUUAAGGAUUCAUUUGACAAAUUGAUUGGAGGGGUCCCAGUGACCCUGAGUGCACAAACCGUCGAUGUAAACCAAGAGACAUCCCACUUGGAGUCAAAGAAAAGUGUAACACGUUCCAGUGAUGGAGUAGCUUCAUUUGUGGUUAAUCUCCCAUCUGGAGUGACGAUGCUGGAGUUUAAUGUCAGAACUGAUGACCCAGAUCUUCCAGAAGAAAAUCAGGCCAGCAACGAUUACCAGGCAAUAGCAUAUUCAUCUCUUAGCCAAAGUUACCUUUAUAUUGACUGGACUGAAAACUAUAAACCCUUGCUUGUGGGAGAACAUCUGAAUAUUAUUGUUACCCCCAAGAGUCCAUAUAUUGACAAAAUAACUCACUAUAACUACUUGAUUUUAUCCAAGGGAAAAAUUGUUCACUUCGGCACAAGGGAGAAACUUCCAGAUUUAUCUUAUCAAAGUAUAAACAUUCCAGUGACACAAAACAUGGUUCCUUCAGCCCGUCUCCUGGUCUAUUACAUCGUCACAGGAGAGCAGACAGCAGAAUUAGUGUCUGACUCCGUCUGGUUAAAUAUUGAAGAAAAGUGUGGCAACCAGCUCCAGGUUCAUCUGUCUCCAAGUGCAGAUACAUAUUCUCCAGGCCAACGUGUAUCUCUUAAUAUGGAUACUGAGUCAGGUUCCUGGGUAGCUUUAACAGCAGUAGACAGUGCUAUAUAUGGAGUCCAAAGCAGAGCCAAGAAGCCCAUGGGAAGAGUAUUUCAAGCUUUAGAGAAGAGUGACCUGGGCUGUGGGGCAGGGGGUGGCAGCAAUAACGCAGAUGUAUUCCAUCUGGCUGGACUCACCUUCCUCACCAAUGCAAAUGCAGACGACAGCCGAGAAAAUGAUGAACCUUGUAAAGAGAUUCUCAGGCCAAGAAGAAUGCUGAAUAAGAAAAUAGAGGAAGAAGGUACUCUAAACAUUUCAUGUGAUUAUAUAAAGACCCUGUUACCAGUAACCAAGCCAGAAAUAAGGAGCUAUUUUCCAGAAAGCUGGUUAUGGGAAGUUCAUCAUGUCACCAGAAGAAACCAGUUGCAAAUUGUGCUACCUGAUUCUCUGACCACCUGGGAAAUUCAAGGUGUUGGCAUAUCAAACAGUGGUAUAUGUGUGGCUGAUACUCUCAAGGCACAAGUGUUCAAAGACGUUUUCCUGGAAAUGAAUAUACCAUAUUCUGUUGUACGAGGGGAACAGAUUCAGUUAAAAGGAACUGUUUACAACUACAGAACAUCUGGAAUGCAGUUCUGUGUUAAAAUGUCUCCUGUGGAGGGGAUCUGUACCGGAAGCUCAACCACUGAACAUCGGGGGAGAAAGUCCUCCAAAUGUCUGCCCCAGAAAAUAGAGGGUUCCUCCAGUCACUGGGUGACCUUCACUGUGCUCCCUCUGGAAAUUGGCCUCCACAACAUCAAUUUUUCACUGGAGACUUCAGUUGGAAAAGAAAUUUUAGUAAAAACAUUACGAGUGGUGCCAGAAGGUAUCAGAAAGGAAAGUUAUGCUGGUAUUACUCUGGACCCAAAGGGUAUUUAUGGUAUUGUUAGCAGACGCAAGGAGUUCCCAUACAGGGUACCAUUGGAUUUGGUCCCCAAAACAAAAGUCAAAAGGAUUGUGAGUGUAAAAGGACUGCUUUUAGGUGAGGUCAUGUCUGCAGUUCUGAGUCAGGAAGGCAUCGAUAUCCUUACCCACCUCCCUAAGGGGAAUGCAGAAGCGGAACUGAUGAGCAUUGUCCCAAUAUUCUAUGUUUUUCACUACCUGGAAGCAGGAAAUAAUUGGAACAUUUUUUCUCCAAACUCAUUAACUAAACAACAGAACCUAAAGAAAAAAUUGAAAGAAGGGUUGGUGAGCAUCAUGUCCUACAGAAAUACUGACUAUUCAUACAGCAUGUGGAAGGGUGGAAGUGCUAGCACCUGGUUAACAGCGUUUGCUUUAAGAGUACUUGGACAAGUAAAUAAAUACAUAAAUCAGGACCAAAAUUCAAUUUGUAAUUCUUUAUUGUGGCUGGUUGAGAACUGUCAACUAGAAAAUGGAUCUUUUAAGGAAAAUUCCCAGUACAAACCGGUAAAAUUACAGGGUACCUUGCCUUCUGAAGCCCAAGAGAACACCUUAUAUCUUACAGCUUUUUCUGUGAUUGGAAUUAGAAAGGCUUUUGAUAUAUGCCCCAUCAUGAAAAUCAACACAGCUCUAACUAAAGCUGACACUUUUCUGCUUGAAAAUACCCACUUGGACCAGAGCACCUUCACACUGGCCAUUGCUGCUUAUGCUCUUUCCCUGGGAGAUAACACUCACCCACAGUUUCGUUCAUUUGUCUCAGCCCUGAAGAAGAAAGCUUCGGUUAAAGGUAAUCCACCCAUAUAUCGUUUUUGGAAAGAUGAUCCUCAGCAGAAAGACAGCUCUGCCCCUAAUGCUGGUACUGCACAGAUGGUAGAAACCACUGCCUAUGCUUUACUCACCUGUCUGAGCUUAAAAGAGAUGAAUUAUGUUAACCCAAUCAUCAAAUGGCUAUCUGAAGAGCAGAGGUAUGGAGGUGGCUUUUAUUCAACCCAGGAUACAAUUAAUGCCAUUGAGGGCCUGACAGAAUAUUCACUCCUGGUUCAAAAACUCCACUUGAAUAUGGAUAUCAGUAUUUCUUACAAGCAUAAAGGUGACUUCUACAAUUACAAGAUAACAGAGAAGAAUUUCCUUGGGAGGCCAGUAGAGGUGCCCCUCAAUGAUGACCUCGUUGUCAGUACUGGAUAUAGCAAUGGCUUGGCUACGGUGCAUGUGGCAACCGUAGUUCACAAAACCAGUACCUCUGAGGAAGUUUGCAACUUUAAUUUAAAAAUCGAAAGCCAGGACAUUGAAGCACCCAGCUACAGAGGCUACAGUGACUCCGAAUACAAGCGCAUAGUAGCAUGUGCCAGCUACAAGCCCAGCAGAGAAGAAUCGUCAUCUGGGUCCUCCCACGCAGUGAUGGAUAUCUCUUUGCCUACUGGAAUCAAUGCAAACUCAGAGGACUUAAGAGUUCUUGUGGAGGGGGUGGAUCAACUAUUAACUGAUUACCAGAUCAAAGAUGGGCAUGUUAUUCUGCAGUUGGAUUCAAUUCCUUCCAAUGAGUUUGUGUGUGUUCGAUUCCGGAUAUUUGAGCUCUUUCAAGUUGGAUUUAUGAGUCCUGCUACUUUCACAGUGUAUGAAUACCACAGACCAGAUAAACAGUGCACCAUAUUUUAUAGUCCAUCCCAUACCAAACUUCAGCAAGUCUGUGAAGGAACAACAUGCAAAUGUGUAGAAGCUGACUGUGGACAAAUGCAGACAGAACUGGAUCUGACAAUCUCUGCAGAUACUAGAAAAGAAACAGCAUGUAAACCAGAGAUUGCAUAUGCUUAUAAAGUUAAUAUCAAAUCCAUUGCUGAAGAAAAUGUUUUUGUUAAAUACACUGCAACUCUCCUGGAUAUCUACAAAGCUGGUGAAGCUGCUGCAGAAAAAGACUCUGAAAUAACCUUCAUUAAAAAGACAACCUGUGCAAAUGCUGACUUGAAAGAAGGAAGACAGUAUUUAAUUAUGGGUAAAGAAGCCCUCCAGAUAAAAUACAAAUUCAGUUUCAAGUACAUCUACCCUUUAGAUUCCUCUACCUGGAUUGAAUAUUGGCCUACAGAUGCAACAUGUCCCUCAUGCCCAGCAUUUUUAGCUAAUUUAGAUGAGUUUGCUGAAGACAUCUUUUUAAAUGGUUGUGAAAAUGCCUGAAGAAGUUCAGCUACGUAGUUCCACUACGGACUCCUAUUGUUGAAGUGUCUUCCUUUUUUAAUAUAUUAACAUUCACAGCUGGUCUUAUUUGGAAAGCUCACUGUACUUAGAAUUAGUGGCGCUUGCUUUUAUUAGAGAACAAUUUUAAGAGCUGUAACAUUCUGAAAUAACAUGGCCUUGGGGCGCAUGGAGACGAAUACUCAUUCCAAGGUUAUCGGACACCAGAGGCAAUAAACUGGAACGUCUCCUAAAACCUACUACUCAGGAAUGUUUGCUGGGGAAGAAAGAAUAGCCCCAUUGAAAUGUAGUAUCUUACAAAAACAUGGCCUUUGCUUGAAAGAAAAUACCAAGGAACAGAAAACUGAUCAUUAAAGUCUGGCUUUGCUUUCAAAAUGUGCAAAAAA
Molecule: messenger RNA, 5356 nt
Organism: Manis javanica (Malayan pangolin)
Lineage: Eukaryota; Metazoa; Chordata; Mammalia; Pholidota; Manidae
Source: RefSeq, a predicted model, not a curated record